AUGAAUGGAAACAACGGCAACCAGGCCCUGCUGCCAAACUCCACCACACCGUCUCCUGCCCCUGGGAACGGGAAUGAGGGGCAGAGUCAGGCCCCUCAGGCCCUGGAGGUGGUGCCAGAGGAGGUGGAGGAGAGUCUGACAGGGGUGCUGGAGCGUGUGCCCUCAUCCUCCUCUAUCCACAAUGGAGACAUGGAGAAGAUCCUGCUGGACGCCCAGCACGAGCCCAGCCAGAGCAGCUCCUCCUGCGACAGUCCUCACCGACCUCCCAGUCCGGAUCAGGAUGACGGCCAAAUCACCUUUGAUGUGGAGAUGUCCAGUCGGAGAGGGAGUCAGUCGGAGGAGGAAGGCCCAGAGAAAGACCGAGAAGAUGAUAUCCUGAUGAACAAGGGUGCAGACUGGGUUGCAGAUUGGUCCAGUCGGCCCGAAAAUGUUCCACCCAAGGUGUUCCACUUCCGGCACCCCAGACGCUCAGUAUCCCUCAGCAUGAGAAAUAGUGGAGCCAUGAAGAAAGGGGGUGUCUUCUCUGCUGACUUCCUCAAAGUCUUCAUCCCUUCCUUACUCCUAUCUCACAUCCUUGCCCUCGGCAUCGGGUGA
Coregonus sp. 'balchen' is the source of this 594-nucleotide messenger RNA. The record is from the annotation of a GenBank genome assembly. NCBI's taxonomy places the organism in Eukaryota, Metazoa, Chordata, Actinopteri, Salmoniformes, Salmonidae.